This is a messenger RNA of Podarcis muralis (Common wall lizard), 4993 nucleotides long. It is a transcript of the gene DSEL, whose product is annotated as dermatan sulfate epimerase like. Gene Ontology annotation, molecular function: sulfotransferase activity; chondroitin-glucuronate 5-epimerase activity. Lineage: Eukaryota; Metazoa; Chordata; Lepidosauria; Squamata; Lacertidae. The record is from RefSeq and is a predicted model, not a curated record.
UCGCUACUUAAAACGAAACCGGGCGAAUGCAAAUCCAGCUAGAAGAGGAGGGGAGAAGAAGAGAAAGGAGCGAUGUGGCAACCGGAUAGUUCUACUCCUGUUUCCUCUUGAUAUACUGGCAUCAUUGCUGAUGGGAUACGACCCCCGACCCCCAAAGUAGGCUGCUUUUUAAGAGGAGAUCAACAUGCAAAGCGAACAGAUUCCAGAGCCAGCUAUCUGUGCAUCCCAUUUCGUAUUUUUAAUUUGGCUUUGUGAUGAGGCAAUAGAACUAAUUGAAACUCAGAGACAGGGUCUGGCUUCGCAGACUGAUGAGGACCUGAAGAUAAUGAAAGGCGACAUGAAAGCAGCGAGUCUGUUAGACGAUCAUCAAACCCAACAGAGUUUUCACAACUGGAGGUUAGCAAGUGUGAGAAGGAUGGCAGCUCUGCCAAAAUUGGCCAAUGGAGACAUUUUGCUGAGUAUCCCUUCCCCACCAAAAUAAAGGACAAACUUCUGCGGAUGUGUGUGAACUAGGAGAGAAUGGGACAGAAGAGGGCAACUUGAACUCCUUAGUUCAUAUCUUUGGCACUAAAUUACAUUUGUUUCCUCAUUUGCUGUACAUGUAUUGUUAUCAGUGCCAUCCUAUCACAAGAGAAGAAAUCAAUGAAUUAUUUUUUUAAAAAAAAAACCUAAAUAAGAACACUUCCACGAGUACACCUGGAUGUGCUUUUUCUUCAUGGCUCAAUAGACAUCCUUUCUGUCAUUAAAUUUACUUGUUAGUCUAAUGUACAUGGAAGCUAGUGAAAGGUUUCAUUGUUUUUUAGCCCUCUGGGCAAAAAACACUUUUCAGCGUGGCCAAAGGGUUUCUAGUCUAAGCGCCUGCACGCCAGCGUUUUUCCAGUGCUGUGUCAACUGAUCGGUUCAGCUCAGAACUGUGUGUACCUGGUAGCACAAGGUCCCCUCCGCUACUGCCGCCUGGGUUUGCGUAAAAAGCUUUCAAGUGUAUUUUUCCCACGCUGGCGAGUCUGAUUCAUGUUUGAAAUCUGAACAGUGGUUUUGUUUUUUCGAAAGAGGUGUAUGCCCGAAGGGAGGAAACUGCCUAAUGGAUCAUGGCUCUAAUGUUUACAGGACAUUCCUUAUUUCUAGCUUUAGUGAUGUUGGCAGCCUCCACUUUUGAAGAGUCUGUAAGCAAUUACUCUGACUGGGUGACUUUUACAGAGGAUGUGGAUCCGUAUGAGAAACAGAGGCUAGAUGAUUUCAGGACUAGUCAGAAGACGAAAAAGGCCGUGCUUCACCCAAGCUUAUAUUUUAGUGCUGAAGAGCUCCCAGCGCUGAGACAGAAAUCUCACACCAGCCAUCUCCACCUCUUCAGAGCCCUCAGAAAUGCGGUGUCAGUGAUGCUGUCCAGUCCAUCGUACUACCUCCCUCCCCCCAAGCAUGCUGAUUUCGCUGCCAAGUGGAAUGAGAUAUAUGGGAACAAUCUCCCUCCUUUAGCCUUUUACUGCCUCCUGUGCCCGGAAGAUAAAGCUGCCUUUGAUUUUGUGCUAGAAUAUAUGGACAGAAUGGCUGGAUACAAAGACUGGCUGGUGGAGAAUGCCCCAGGUGACGAAGUUCCUCUGGGCCACUCCUUAACUGGCUUUGCCACCGCUUUUGAUUUUUUAUAUGCCUCAUUGGAUGAUGUCAGAAGGCAAAAAUACUUCGCCAAGAUAUGGGCUGUGACUGAGGAAAUGUACGAGUAUUCCAAAGUCCGUUCCUGGGGCAAGCAGCUUCUUCAUAACCACCAGGCCACUAACAUGCUAGCAUUGCUCAUUGGGGCCCUGGUCACUGGAGGGGGCCUAGAGUCCCAAGCAAAUGCCUGGAAGCACGCUGUGGUGGACGUGAUGGAGAAAACCAUGUUUUUGCUCAACCACAUUGUCGAUGGCUCUUUGGACGAAGGCGUGGCUUACGGUAGCUACACCGCCAAAUCGAUCACUCAGUAUAUAUUUCUGGCGCAGCGCCACUUUGGGAUUAACAACCUCGAAAACCACUGGCUCAAAAUGCACUUUUGGUUUUACUACGCUACCCUUCUGCCGGGCUUUCAGAGGACUGUCGGCAUAGCCGAUUCAAAUUACAAUUGGUUUUACGGCCCCGAAAGCCAGCUGGUUUUCCUGGAUAAGUUUGUGCUGAAGAGUGGGGUAGGCAAUUGGCUUGCACAACAAAUUAGAAAGCACCGCCCAAAGGAUGGUCCAAUGGUGCCCUCCACUGCCCAGAGGUGGAGCACGCUUCACACCGAGUACAUAUGGUACGACCCGGGGUUAACUCCCCACCCUCCACCUGAUUACGGCACUCCUAAAAUGCAUGUGUUCCCUAACUGGGGGGUAGUCACGUACGGAGCAGGUUUGCCAAAUGCUCAGACAAAUACCUUUGUUUCUUUUAAAUCUGGGAAGCUGGGUGGCCGUGCUGUCUAUGACAUAGUCCAUUUUCAGCCCUAUUCAUGGAUUGAUGGGUGGCGAAGCUUCAACCCAGGCCAUGAACAUCCAGAUCAGAACUCUUUUACCUUUGCUCCUAAUGGGCAGGUGUUUGUCUCUGAGGCCCUCUAUGGACCCAAGCUGAGCCACCUGAAUAACGUCCUGGUGUUCGCUCCAUCUCCCACAAGCCAGUGCAAUCAGCCUUGGGAGGGUCAGCUUGGGGAAUGCACACAGUGGCUUAAGUGGACUGGGGAUGAAGUUGGGGAAGCUGCUGGUGAGAUCAUUACAUCGUCUCAGCACGAGGAGAUGAUGUUUGUGAGCGGUGAGGCAGCGCCUGCCUACUCAUCAGCAAUGAAGCUGAAAAGCGUGUACCGUUCUCUGCUCCUGCUGAAUCCUCAAAUGUUGCUAGUGGUGGACCAUGUGGAGAAAGAGGAGGACUCUCCCAUUGACUCCAUCAGUGCCUUUUUUCAUAACCUUGACAUUGACUUUAAAUACGUACCAUAUAAAUUUAUGAACAAAUAUAAUGGAGCCAUGAUGGACGUCUGGGAUGCCCACUAUAAAAUGUUUUGGUUUGACCAUCAUGGGAAUAGCCCUGUCGCUAGGAUACAAGAGGCAGAACAGGCGGCCGAAUUCAAAAAGCGGUGGACUCAGUUUGUAAACGUCACUUUCUCUGCAAAGACCACUGUAGCAAGGAUUGCCUACAUUUUCUAUGGGCCGUAUGUCAAUAUUUCUAGCUGUAGGUUUGUUGACGAUGCCCGAUCAGGGUAUCAGAUUUCUCUCAAUGUCAACAACACAGAAACAGUUCUCUCUGUUGUUACAGACUAUCUAAAUCUGAGGACAAGGUUCAGCUAUUUAGGCUUUGGUGGCUACGCCAAGGUAGCCACUCAGGGAAAGGUGACGAGGUUUGGCCUGGGCACCGAAACAGUAGCAAAAAAUGCACCCAGUAACAGGAUCGCUUUCCCCUUUGGAUUUAAAGUGAAUGUCGUUGCAGGGUUGAUCUUAGGGAUUAGCUUGGCUUUGCUGGCCUUCCAGUGGCACUUUUACAUUUCCUUCAGCAGACUCUUGCGUUGGAUCCUCAUCCUGGUCAUCACAUUGUGGUUUGUUGAGCUGGUUGAUGUGUGGAGCUCUUGCACUCAGCCCAUCUGCGGAAAGUGGAGCAGCGAUGCGAUGAGUGCGGAGCGCAGCACAGGGAAGGACCAGGCACACCCUGUGACUUUGCCUGAUGUGGUCAUUACCUCCCUGCCCAGCUCAGGUGCGGAAAUCCUGAAGCAGCUGUUCUUCAACAGCAGUGACUUCCUAUACAUCAGGAUCCCUUCAGGCUACCUUGACGUCCCCGAAGCCGAGUUUGAGAUCGACUCCUUCGUCGAUGCCUGCGAGUGGAAGGCGUCCGAUGUUCGGAGCGGCCGUUUCCGGCUCUUCCAGGGCUGGCUGCAUUCCCUAGUCAAAGACACAAAACUCCACCUUCAGAAUAUCCAUUUACAUGAAACCAGCAGAAGUAAGUCUGCGCAGCAUCCUGCUGCCAGACAGGACAAAAAGCGGCGGCCCAGAAAAAGAGAAUCCAUAGCGGAGCAAAGAAGCCGAUUGAGAGGGAGUUCAGAGAAAGAUGCUGAUUACAUUAGGGAGCUCAGGAGACACAUAGCCUCUUAUCCAAACGCACGCCCCGUGCUUAGCCUGAGCAGUGGGAGCUGGACAUUAAAGCUGCCUUUCUUUCAAGAAAUCAUAGGCCCUUCCUUGAGAGCGCUCUAUGUAGUACGAGACCCCCGGGCAUGGAUCUACUCAGUACUGCACAAAAGCCAGCCGAGCCUUUACUCCUUGAGGAAGGUUCCCCAGCGCUUAGCGAUGCUGUUUAAAGCAGAGGGCAGGAAAGAAAAGUGUAGUUUAAAUGCAGGCUAUGCUUUUGAAUACGAAUCUCUGAGGGAGGAACUCUCCGAUUCAAAUUCAAACGCUGUCUCUGUGAUGUCCCAUUUGUGGCUGGCAAACACGGCGGCAGCCCUGAGACUCAAUGGGGAUUUGCUGCCGGAGAAUUACCGGCUGCUCAAGUUCGAAGACCUAGUCAACUUCCCCCAGAAGGUGGCCGAAUCCAUCUAUGCCUUUCUGGGCAUCCCUCUGUCUCCCGCUAGCUUAAACCAAAUCCUAUUUGCCACAUCCACCAACCUUUUCUACCUUCCUUACGAAGGAGAGGUCUCCCCGGCCAGCAUCCAGGCUUGGCGACAUGAGAUGCCUCGCGAGGAAAUUAAACAGAUCGAGGACAUCUGUUUGACUCUAAUGGACCGCUUAGGCUAUCCAAAGUUUACCGAUUUAGAAGCUGCGGGUCAGCGGUAGUUUGCACUAAGGAUCCCCAGGCUCUUCAAUUUGUAGAUAAGAAUCCAAAAAGCUGGUUUAUUCUUGUAAAAUGUCUGUACAGUCUGUUACACUUGCAGAGAGAGAGAUUAUUUUAAAGGAAAUGAGAUAUUUGGUCUGGUAAGCUUCCCCCACCCUCCCUUUUCCUUCCUAAACAACAACAAUGAGAAAAAGCCCCCUCGUAAUUACUUUUGCUGCCUUUGAAAAUAAAGCUGUGUGAAUCUUUG